AAAAGUACUUGAUAUUUUCGGUCGCAUUUUUCGUCAACAAUUUUUUCGUAAUACAAAUAUACGAAAAUUUUAUGGCAAUUUCCUACAAAAAUAUAAUAAAAAGUGUUGCAAUAUUUCGAAUACCAACAAUAGUGUAAAAUAAACAUAAAAACCACAAGUGAAACAAAGUAAAUCAAAGAAAAACUUCAAGUGAAAAAUUGGUAGACAAAAAAAUAUCUAAUUGUGUCAAUUUGUCUUUGAUGACUUUUUACACACUCUCUCACACAAAAAUACUAGCAGUGAUGUCAAUUUAAAACUAGGAAUUCGGUGCAAAAAUUUAAAGAAAAAAAUUGCUAGUAUUAAAUUGUAAAAAGGCAGCGCUAAAAAAGUGUUAUAAAAUGUAUUAAAAAAUCUAUUGUUAAAAAUUAUAUUAGAAAAAUUUUGGAAUGUCUUAAGACUUUCGUGAAAUUGUAAGCUUUUUGUGUCGGUACGCGUUAGGUUUACCGACCAAUUGUCAUCACUGAAAUUCUAGCUGUUGAAAAGAGGAGUUUUUUGGUUGGUGAGGAGGACACGUAAAGAUUCCAUUAAAUUACCAAAAAUUUAUGGUAUAAUUAAUAAAAAAAAUAAAACAUCAAAGUUACAACAAUUUUCCGUGCGGCAUAAAGAAAAGUUCAUCCUUUUUUCUUUGUUAUUUACUUUUUGUUAAAUGAUUAUAAAAAAGUGGUGUUUUCCUAGAAGUAGUAGUGGUGGUGUAAAUGACACAGCCUGUGUGUGCAGUAAAAAAUAAAAGAGAAAUUAAAAAAAGCAAAAAUAAUAAAAUAAAAGUUAUUAAAGCAACCAGAAAUAUAAGUUUUCUUUUUUGGGGUUUUAGCAAAAAAAAAAAAAAAAAUAAACCAACAAAAACAACAUCUGAAAAAGAAAAGUGCAUUUGUGUGUAAAAGAAAAUUGUUAAAAGAAUCUUCAAAGAAGAAAUUAUAAAAGAAAUGAAAAAAGUGUAAAAAGGAAUAAUAAAAAAAAAUUCAUUCAAAUUCAUUUAUUUUUAUUUUGCUGCUAUUGUUUUUAUUCUUUCCUUUAUAUUCUCUUUACUACAAUUUGAACGAAAAAGAGAGAGAGAGCAAAAUACUUUAUUGUUUUUGUUUUUAUUAGCAACGAAAAGGAAUCAGAAAGAAAAGAACAAAAAUUAGAGAGAUCGAGGGAGACAGUGUUAAAGAAAAUAGAAUAAAAAAAUACAAUUUAUUAUGGAUAAAUAAAUGCAUUAAAUACUAAUAAAAUGUAAAUCCAUGGCAUAUAACUAUGACUAAAACGACGACCAUUGUGGCGUCAGAUCAAUCAACACAACAGGAACAUCGAUUGAAAAAAAAAAAAAAAUAAAAUUAUUUAAAUAAUUUAAAUUCUAUUUUAAUUAUACACGGGCAGAUCUUAAUCAAACACUAUGUCUGAGGACAAAGUCUAUAAGGAUGGUGAUAUAGUAUGGGUUAAGUUGGGCAAUAAUUGGUGGCCGGGUGAGGUGACUGGACCAAAUCGUCAUCCGGAGGGUUUGAUAAAACAUUUGAAGCGUGUACCCUAUUGUGUGGUUAAGUUUUUCAAUGAAAAUACAUAUGAAUAUGUACGCAGUGGAAAACAAAUAUUUCCCUUUCAAUGUGCAAAACAAGAAGAAUUCAUACGAAAGGGUUACUCACUCUAUAACAGUGGUAACUCCUUCAUGGAAAAGUUUCCCAAUGACGUGGAGGUUGCUAAGCGAUUAACACGUCGUAAGGAAACACCUUUGAUAAUAAAUGAUCGACCAGAUAGUAUUGUUAAAGCGAUAUUGGGUCAACCGUUAAUACGAACCUGUGAUGAUUACGAUGAUGGAACAGAAUAUAAAGAAAAACGGCGUAGUGGGGAUUCAAUAACAAAAAUCUUGAAUAUAACACAAAACCAUAACGAAGAGACUUUAAAUAAUAAAAAGCAUGAUGGCUCCCAAACAACGAGUACAUCUUCGAGCCUACCUUCAAAUAACACCAAAAAUGUGACAAACACUUCUGCUUCUCUUAAUACGAGUAAUUACCAGUGUAAUUUGUGCGAUUUUACCAGUGUACGACAAAAUGUCAUGAUCUUACAUCGUAAAAUGCACAGCAAUAGAAAUUCCUUGGGUUCUAGUAAUACAACAUCAUCAUCAUCAUUUUCAUCAUCCACAACAACUAAUUCAAAAUUAACACCAGCAACAGCAGGAGCUACAGUAGCUAAAGCAACAACGAAUGUUAGUAAUAAUAGAAAUCAAACGUCGCAACAAAGUGAAAUUGUCCAUAAGAACAAAACUAAUAGUAAAACCAAAGCAAGUACAAUCACAACGACGACUGCAACUACACGAGCAACUAGAACGCCUACAGCUCAAAAAGAAACAAAUGCAACAGCAACACCUGUAACCAAAACCAGAGCUGUAAUUGAUAGCGUGGAAACUGCAAUAACUCCCCCAACACCUACAGAAACAAAUAACAGAAUUACAGAGAUACAAACAACCACUAGAUCAGGAAGAACAAACAAAUCGAAAACGGAUAAAAAGGCAACCGUUAAAGAAAAGAAAGAAGAAAGUGCUUAUAGUGCAAUACUCUCCGAUUUUUGUCCCAGUGAUACAGAAAUUCCUUCAUCGCCAGAAGAAAAGCAGUCUAGACGUUCGUUGCGUCAUUGUAAAAAUUCAAGCGAAGAUUCAACUACUAAAAUAACUACUGUAUGUAUUGAUUUAUCAGAGUCCACAAAGACUAUACAAAAAAUACCCAAAAAGAGAGAAUAUUCCUCUUUACAGCUGCAAAAAGAAACUUCGGUUGAGAUAGCGUCACCUAUUGUAGUGUCAGAUCCUGAUGUUGUAUGCUUGGCUGAUAAAGAAGUUGAAACUGCUGCGACAACUACAACAACUUUACAUUCUGCUAAACCCAAAAAGGAUGCCGAAGAAAUACGUAGAAUGCUGCUGGAAGACUGGAGUGAUGAUGAUGAAACUCCCAAUGAUACAAUUGUUGUGGAGGACAGAAGUGUGGUGGAGAAUAACGAGAAUAAUGAAAGCCUUUCAGAACCAUCGACUGAGCAACACAACGCUUCUGUUGUUUCGAUAACAUCAACACCAGUUGCUAAAACACCUCCAGCUUCGGUCACGGGACGCAUACGGAAUAUACCAAAAAAAGAUCGACGUGAUGUGGUGCUACAAGAUUUCAACAGUGACUUAUCACUUAUACAAGCCGAUAACGUCGUCCACAACACCAAAUGUAUGGCCCUCGAUUUGGACAGUUCAAGCUCUUCAGUGGUUGAAAUCAUAGAAGAUGAACAACCCUCCAUUAUCACCAUAAACGAUGAUGAAGAACAAGAAAAUUCGAAAUCUAGAAAACAACAAACUGAUGUCAUUUUGAGCGAAUCUAAAGAAAGUGAUUCGGCUGUAGGCUUAAUAAAUGAUAAAUCUGCCUCGGCUGCUACUUCAACAACUACGUUAUCGUGUUUUGAUUUUCAGGAGGAGGAAGAAGAACAGGACACAACCACGCCUACAAUAUCACAUUUCAAAAAGAAAUACUUAUCCGUGGAGAAAUUACAAAAUCUCUCCUCAACCAAUAGUGAGGAAUUAAGAGAAGAUAUGGCCAAGAGUCGAGCAGAGUUGGCGGAAAAAGAUCAACGUUUAGCGGCGGAAAUAGAAUCGCUAUUGGAGCAAACGCAACCACCGGUAGCGGAUUUGUUAAACGCCAAUAGUUUUGAAGAAUCAAUAUCUGUUAAAGAUUUGCCCAUUAAAGAGAGAGGCAAGAGAAUAUUUAAAUCGCGCAAUAAGACACGUUUGGAGGAAAAAAGUAAUACGGAAGUUGUGGCUAUAACAUCAGUAGAUGCUAAUCUGAUAGCAGCUAACGCUACUAUAGAACAGUACAAAUCUUUAGACAUCUCAAAUCCUAAUACUGAGGAAGAAAUUAACACAGAUAAAGAGGAAACAAAUUUGCAGCAAAAUUCUGAAAACACAUCAGAAAACGAGCUUAUAAUAGUGACUGAUCAAGACAACACGAACCGUGAAGAAAGUUCAGUUGAUAUCGUUAGCCAAGAAAUUUUACAAAACUCUCAUAUUGAAUUACCAAAGUAUUUGGAAGAUCAACAAUUAGCACCAAAUGAAAACAAAGAAAAUGAGGAUUUAUCGGGAGGAAAUAAAGACUCUUUAGAGGAGCCAAAUGGUGACAAUAAUACAGCUGAAUUUCGAAAGAAACAAAUGGAAAAUGAUAUUACUUUGGAUAGCAACGAAUUAGUACCGAAUCCAACAGUAGAACAAAACGAUGUUAUGAGCAAUCAAGAACAGUCCUCUAUGCAGCUGUUAAAUGGUGAAGAUGUUACGGUAGAGCAACAAGACGUUGUAGAGGAGACAGAACUAGAGAAUCAUGCAGAGGAAAGCAAUGAAAACAGUGCAGAGGUUAUAGACAUUAAUGAAUGCAAUGAAGAAGUUAAGAAAAACGUUGAAAGCUUAACACCCGAAAUCUCAGAGACUUUUGUGACAGAAGAAUCAAACUCCAGCCAAGUAGAUACAACAGAAAAUGAGGUUAAUGCAGAAAUUUCUCAAAUUGUUGAGCCAUUACAAACCCCGCUAGAAGAAGAUUCAGUCCAGGACUCUAUUAGUGUAACAGAAACUCCAAACUCACCCAAAGUUAUUGUAAAUAAUGAAAGUGAGCUUAAGGAGAUAACAAAGCCUGCAAUUGAAAUAACUUCGGAGAACACCAAAGACGUUACUCAACAGCAAGGAUCCGAAAACGUUUUUAAAAUACGUGUAAAAUCGCCAGAUCAAUUAUUUGAACCAGCUUUUGUAAGUGACUCACAGCAGGAGCAGGAACUACAACCCACCAUUGUAGAUGGAAACAUAGAUACGCGUUUGAUUACCACAACACCCACCGAUGAAAAUAGUAGCAUGGGUGCUUCGGAUACGGGAGCAGAAUUUGGCUCACCUACUUCAAUGCUGAGUGAAGAACGCCUACCUACUUUUCGCUUCCAAAGCAAUCAAACACCUCAGCCGGAAAUGGAAACAGUACAAAGAGAAUUACAGGAAGAUAGCUCACAGGAAGCUGUUCCAGAAGCUACUAAUCUUGAGGUUGCAAAAACUGAACCAAAUGAAGGAAUAAAGGAAAACUUAUUAUACAAAGAUGAAGCACACAUCUUUGAAAAGUCUACACAAAAGUUGUUGCAGCAACGACGUUUUAGUAUGGACUUGGAUUCCCUACAUACAGGACCAAAAUCUAUUAAACGCCCGCGUUUGAGUGUAGACGACAACACAUUGAAAAUUCAAAAUACUUUUGAAAAGUCUCACGAAGAAUUUAUACCAUUAACAAUGUCUAAAGACAAAAGUGAAGUUAGAGUACGUCCCAAAAGCCGUCAUGUGAAAAUUACUCCACGACGUAAUGUCAGUGAGCUAUUUAAGUCACGUUCUUUGAUGGAUAUAAAUGACUCAAGAAAUACCGAGAAAUGUAGUUUGCUCGAAAGUGUUAAGGAAACCCAAUCAAUGGAAGAUGUUGUUGAAACAAUUGAAAAAGAGUUGGAAAAUCAUAAGGAGUGUGACAAUAGUAUAAGUAAAGAAAAUUCAGAGGAAAUGUUAAAAACUAUAGUUGAGAAGGAUAAUUCUGAAGUAAAGCAACCUCAAAGUGAUAAUUCUAAUUCGGAAAAUUUCGAUAAAUCUGUUCCGAGUGGAAGCACUGAAAAUCUUGAUUUAAUAAUUGAAACCAUUAAAGAAGUAAAUGAAGAAAAUCAAGAGAAUCAAGAGAAUGCUGAAAAUGUUCAAUUGAAACCAAAAACUACUACAGAAGAGACAAUAGCUGUUCUAGAGAACAUAGAAGAAAGUAAUGUCCCCACAACAGAUGUCAACGAUGAAAUAGAAGUUGAAAGCGCAACAACAGCUUAUAUUGAAAAUAAUAGUGCAAUAUGUGAAAAUUCCAAUAAUGAGAAUACAAAUGAAAUUAGUAAACCAGAAGCAGCUGAAUCUCCUGAAGAAAAUUGCAAUAAGGAAAUCCAUUCUCAAUUUUCUAUGGAGUCUGAUAUUACCAACUCACAGGAAAAUGAAACAUCACACAUUCCAAAGCCUAGAGAAUCUACAGCUGAGAACAUGUUAAAGGAAUCUGAACCUGCAGAAGCUCCCUUAACCUUACUGGAUACUACAGAUAACAAUACAUCUACUCCAAGUAUAACAAAUUCAAUCGAUACGAAUAAAACGCACAAUGAUCAAAAGUUAGAGAAACCUUUCUCUCCCGGCGUACCGCCAGCCACUCCCCAGGAGCGUGAAGUUGUAAUAGAAAGUGAAAAUCUAAGUCCGUUUAAAAAUACCCAACUUCAAGCACAGAUUGAAUCGUUAAAUGAGAUUACAAUACGUCCCCUAACCCCGAAAGUACAAGAGAAAUUUAAUGAAUUAAACGUUUCUUCGUCCAUAGCCGACGAAGAAGAUUCACUUUUAAAAGAGGUAAUCGCUCGACCUACAACUCCCAAAGAAAAUGAGAAAAUUGUACGACCCAUAACACCCCAAGAAAUUGAGCUUGUAAACCAUCUUAGUCCUCGGCCUAUAACACCGCAGCAAAGUGAAACUUUAGAGAAGACACAUUCAGCAACUCCACAAGAAACAGAAUCAGAAAUCGAAACCCGUUUUCAAUCAAUCACAAACCCAGAAACAGAAAAUCUUAACGAGACAAAACUUCAAACAGCAACAAUCGAAGAAACGACGGCCGAACCUAUUAUCGCCUGUGAAACAUUCGAUAAACUAAUAAAUCCUCCACACGCUCAUGGCAUGACAGUUGAUUUUGAAAAUAACAUAGCAAUGCCCUGCACUCCGCUGGAAAACUAUAUAGAAGAGGAAAUUGAAAAUCCCAUGCAAACACCUUUAACGCCGCAAGCUAAAGAUCUAAUUAUUGAAUGUGAACCCUUAACACCGCAGGGUAUUAUUGAAUGUGAUCACAAUAUACCCGCUCAGAUAACGCCCGAAAAAGAGGUCAUCGUUGAAAGUGACGUUGUUUUGUCAACGCCGCCCCCAGUAAUCCAAGACAAGGAUAUAAUUAUUGAAGAUAAUCUGCAACUGGAGGAAAAAGAUACACUUUUAGAAAGAGAAUUUCAAGUGGUGCAUCCUAAAGAAAUGCCUCUACCAGCAGAUGUUGCACAGUCCCCUACUUUGCAAACAGAUGCCGACAAGGCGGCCGAAGAAUUUCUUAUUGAAUUCGAUAGUAUUGUCAAUCACAGUCAUUCGGUGGAAGAGGAUGUUAAUCAUAGUACUAUAGGCGAAGCCGUAAAUGCCGAUGAUCUUAUUAACAAUAUCAUAGAGGAAGUUCAUGAGGACCAACCACUCAAAGAGGAAGUACCAACGACUAGCGAAGCAUCUUUACAAUAUGAGCCCAUGACAACCUACACAGUGGUGGCUAAAAACUCUUGGAAUCAAAUAUUUAAAGAAUCCUUUAAUAGGCAAUUGCCACCCGCCAAAAGGCGUCAAACCAUAUGUUUUGAAAUUUCCGAUACUAAGGAGGGAGUGGCGUGCAAAAAACAAGCAUUAGAUUUUGAAUCUAUUCUUCCCGUAAGCAAAACCGUAAAACGUACCGCAGAGCGUAAACUAACAUUACCCGCCAUUGAGACUAAACUGUCGAAUAGUCAACAACAGCAUAAUAUUUUAGCUUUAAAUCAUAAUCAAUUAACUCUCAACAAGAAAAUAAUCCCAACAACCAAACGAAAAUUAUCGAUUGAAGAUAACAUUACAUCCUUUAUAAUUGAACGACCAAAGCAAACACAGCAACAAUCAACAACAGCAGUUGGACCACCGCCAUUACAAAGGAUAAGACCUUUGAAUAGACAGGGUCAAACAAGUUCUAAAGCUAACGCAGAAAGUUUUUCUGAGCCACCACCAUUACAAAGUCAUGAUCAUUUAUUCAACGAGUUAUUCCAAACGGAAUCCUCAUCACCUACUCCAUGUUCCGACUUAAACCAAAAACCUGAUAAAGCACGAAUUAUAAAUCAACAAAUUCUAAGCUCUCCUGCCAUUUCCUCUGUAUCCCAAGCCAAGCCAUCUGAUACAAAAAUUUCUAAAAAUAAACAAAUUGGAGUAGAUUCACGGGGAAAUAAGUAUGUCAUAAUUAAAACGCCACCAACCGAUAUUAUCGUUCAACCAACCCUAACGUCAUCGACAGCUGCUGCGGUAACAGCUACUAAUAAUUUUGGCACAACUAUAACAAUUCAGCCAUUACCACGUUCCAGCAGCGAGGCUAUAGUAACAAAAACCACAACAAAAAAUAAAAAUGUCUCUGCAGCAGCAACCACAUCUCGCAAACAACAGCAACAACAUAUGAAACAAAUUUCUAUAACUGUGCCAGCAAAAUCUCCCCUAGAAAUUACAAAAUCAUUAGAAGCAGUUGUAAAAACUCCACCACGUAAUAAACGGAAAACAGCACAUGCUAAAGCGGUGGCAGCAACUGCUACGGCUAAUAGUAACAUAAAUAGUGCCAAACAUAGGCAGGCAAUGGAGGCAUUAAGUAGACGUUUAAGUAUUGCUGCCGAGGCACCUCCCCUAUCUAAAAUAUCGCGAACGGCAACGACCCACGUACAAACACAAAUAACAAAUAGUAAUAAUAACAAUAGUAAUCUAGCAACAUUUUUUGCAACUUCCGAUCCUCAAAUCUCUAACAUAGCUCAGCAACAAUUAAUGCAGUUGCAACAACAGCAGCAGCAACAACAGCAAACAUCAACAUUACCGCCUCCAAUUAUUUUAAAUAAAAAUGCCCAUCAACAUUCGGCUUUACAGCGUAAACCACGUAAAACUCCUCAGCAACUAUUACAACAACAGCAGCAGCAACAACAACAAGCUAUUGCCGCAAAAUCAUCACAAUUAAUACAACAGUUACAACAACAACAACAUCAAAAUCAAUUACAGCAGCAGCAACAACAACAGCAUCAACAAAUUCAACAACAUUUUAUUACACAAAUAACAGCAGCGCACCAACCGCAACACCAAAUACAUUACAACCACCACCGCUGCCAACAAAUUCAACAACCAAACAGCACCAGUUCAACAGCAUCAACAACAAAUAGUACAACCAAAUAUGGAAUUAUUAUAACAACAACCGCCACAGAAGAUGACAAUGUCAUCGAUUCGAAUACCCAGCUCAUAGCACUACCAACACAGCCCUAUCCCGGUUACUCAGAAACCUUUUUACUAUGCAAAGUUAAGGGUAAUACCUGCAAGCCCGUCGAUAACGUACCGCUUUAUUUGAAUCAUCAGUUAAAUGAACUAGUCCCAGUACCCUUGGAAGCCUUAGAAGGUGGUGGACACAAACCGCAAGAGCAUCAAAUCGAGAUAAAAGCCACAAACGCACCACAACAACUGUUGGCAGGCCAAAACACUAAUACGGGACAAGACAGUGAGAAUAAUUUACAAAUGUCAAAUUUGAAUUGUAAUAUAAUGGAAGGUGAGAUUUCAGCUGGUAUUGAGGCGGAACAUCAUCAGUUGCAACAGCAUCAUCAGCAGCAACAACACCAUCACCAGCAACAACAACACAUAAUGGAAGAAUGUGCUGUAGAUGAAAAUAUUGCGAAUGCUAGCAAUAAUCAAAUUAGAGAUUUUGGUGGUAGUGAAGAGGUUAAUCCUGAUUUAAUAUCAAACAAUGGCAUUCUUUUAAAUAUAGAAGGUCAACAGGUUCUGCUGGAUGCUGCUACAUUUGCCCAUUUACUGGCCAAUCCAGAUGCUAAUACUCAAUUGAUAUCUGAUGAUGGUACAGAGUAUGUCUUGACGCAUGAAGUGUUGGCUGCAUUGCAAAUGCAGCAGGAACAGCAACAGGCCUUGGAACUGGCUAAUGCAAAUGCUGCAGCUGCUCAACAACAGCAGCAGCAUCAGCACCAACAACAUCAACACUUGGAGGCAAGGGAAACAAGUGAUAUAAUUGCUGUUGCUUUAGCUGGCUCCGAAUUAUAUGACAGCGAUGUACUUUCAAUAGAUACUUCACAAGGCAUGCAACUAAUUGAUGGCAAUGGCAGCAUAGUAUUUCCAGCCCAAACAGGUGCUAUAACACAACAACAUUUAACCCCACCAGCCGUAGUCACAAACGCCGUAUUAGACCAAUCGCCCAUUAUGUCUACACUGGAAGUACCCUCUUCCAUAGCGACCGCUCACAAACUGCAUGGUACCCAACUGAUUACCGUGCCCUCCCAUCACUUGACCACCUCCGCCAAUGCAGCCUUGGGUGGUCGUUCUAAUUUAGAAGAUAGUCUAGCAGCCAUUGGUGUUACCGCCUCUUCGACUAUACCUUCCUCAUUAGGUUUACCCAUCACCGUUACCAAUCCAAAUAUAGCAUCAAAAGUAACAUCGGCUGGUCCACUUAAUGAAAUGUUACAAUUUGUCUCACAUCGUCCGGCCACAGCGGCUGCUACUGCAGCUGCCGUAGCAGCCGCAGCAUUAGCGGGCGAAUCACGUAUAUUCACCGAUUAGGUUUUACUCAACGAGGAUGAGGUGGAUUUAUACGAUACAAUAGUUGACACACACUAUGAAACUUUUUAAGGUUAACAUGCAACGUGUGUGUGUUUGUGUCAGCUUUUAAUUCAUAGAUUUGUUGUUUAACAACAGAUUUUUAACCAACAAAAAAAAAAAAAA
Messenger RNA from Lucilia sericata (common green bottle fly), 10564 nucleotides. Its product is annotated as protein split ends. NCBI's taxonomy places the organism in Eukaryota, Metazoa, Arthropoda, Insecta, Diptera, Calliphoridae. The record is from RefSeq and is a predicted model, not a curated record.